CGUGUUUGAGGCCGGGGCGUGUGCGGCGCGGGAUCGCGCAGUGUCUGGGUAGCGCGCGCGGGUGUCACGGGCUUGUGUUCUAGAGCGUCAGGGGUUUCUCUGACAAGAACCAAGGAAGUGGAGUUUAGUUUCUGCUGCUCUUAUUUAGGGUUACCAUAGUCCCGGUUUCCCCAGAAAAGCCUCUUUUUUGAGCCUGCUUUCCCUGUCCCAGCGGGGUUUUCAAAUAACAGCAAAUGUCCCGGAUUUUACAGAGCAGAGAAGCUGCAGUUCAGAAAGAGCCACAAUUGAUCAGCUCCCCAGUUGGUCAAUCCCCUGUAUCCACCGCUGAUUGGGCCAUUCCCUUGCAUCCGCAGCUGACUGGUCCUUUCCCCUACAAGUCACAGCUGCUGAAUCCUGCCCACCCAUGCCCCCUUGCCCUGCUCAGCCCUGGGGAAGGGAUCUCACGGGGAGGUGCUGACUGACAACUGUCACUGUGUCCUGGGCUUGUGCCAGCCACCCUGCCACUGUGACAGGGAGUGACACUGCUCCCCCAUCUCCUGUGAGUACUCCUGCUGCAGGUACGCCCCCUUCGGCUUCCCUUCCCUCCCUUCCCAUUCCCUUCACCCCCUGCAGUGUCUGCUUUUUGGGAACUUGAAAUAUGGUAACCCUACUCUUAUUCCCAUUCCUGGCGAAGUUUCCUGAAAGUGGUGUGGAUCAUGUUAACUUGGUUUUUACUCUGCUGAAAUGAUGUAACGGAAAUGAUAGCCAAGCCCAACACAGCCACUAACCUCCCCAGCCAAAAUGCUGCAACAUGUUGCCUUCAUUCUCAGAUGCUUCAUCAGACAUCAGUGGUUGAUUAAGAAGAUGCCAUUUAUAGUGCCAUUUUAGACUCUCCAGCACUCCUUGGUCCAUAGGCUGCACAAGAGAUGUUACGUUUGGAAGGAGAAAAAAACAGAAGAUCGGGUCAUCUUGGGAGAGAAAAUGCUAUCCAUGAUGAAACUGUGCCUGAGUCCACUGUACAGAGUGGCAGCUGUCUGAGGAAUGGCAACUUGCAAACCCCAAGAGGGAAAAGGAAGGUCCAAGAACAGUGUGCACGCAUACGAAGAAAUUCUUCCAGGAGCAGAAGGCCAAGCCAGCCGCAGAAUGGAGAAGUGGUUGAAGCAGUUACAUUGUUUGAAGUGGUCAGCAUGGGCAAGAGGGCAAUGCAGUCUGUGGUAGAUGACUGGAUUGAAGCUUAUAUCCAAGAUCGAGAUGUGGCACUUCUAGAUCUGAUCAACUUCUACAUUCAGUGCUCAGGCUGUCAAGGAAUGGUGACAGCUGAGAUGUUCCAAAGUUUGUGCAACAGUGAUGUAAUGCAAAAAAUGACGGAGACAUUUGAUGAGGAAACAGGAUUGCAAUACAAGAAAUUUAUGGCCUAUCCCUGGAUUCUGACUGUUACUUGGCCAGUGGACAUGGACAAUGGAGACUAUCCACUCAUCAAACCGGGACCCUACUGGAAGAAGUUCAAGGCCAAUUUCUGUGAGUUCACUGCAGUGUUAAUCCAGCAGUGCCAGUACAGCAUCCUCUAUGAUAGUUACUUGAUGGACACAGUCAUCUCACUGCUUACAGGGCUAGCAGACUCCAGGGUCAGAGCAUUCAGGCACACCAGCACUUUAGCAGCGGUGAAGCUUCUGACAGCACUUGUAAGAGUAAAUCUAAAUCUUGAUGUCAGCAAAUGUAACGCUCAAAGGCUGUAUCAAGUGGAGAAGAACAGGAUUUCUGUCAAGAGGGCCAAUCAGAGACUGGACCAAUUAGAGAGAAAAAGGAAAGAGGUGGGUCAGUAUGAACAGAAACCGCUGGAAAUAGAGAAUAUGAUGAAUGCUAUUUUCAAAGGGACAUUCUUACAGAGAUAUCGUGAUGUGAUUCCUGAGAUCCGGGCUAUCUGCAUUGAAGAAAUUGGCAGCUGGAUGAAAAUGUACCCUGAUACAUUCUUAAAUGAUAGUUACUUGAAAUAUAUUGGAUGGAUGCUGUAUGAUAAGCAACCUGAAGUGCGGUUGAAGUGUCUUCUGGGACUGCAAGGAAUUUAUGACAGAAAAGAGCUGGUAUCCAAAAUGGAUCUCUUUACUAGCAGAUUCAAGGAUCGAAUUGUGUCCAUGACUCUGGACAAGGACCAUGAAGUAGCAGUUCAAGCCAUGAAACUCUUGAUGCUUAUGUCACAGAACUGUGAGGACGCGUUAUCAUCUGAAGACUGUGAAACCUUAUUCCAGUUUGUUUAUACCACGCACAGACCUCUAGCAGUAGCAGCUGGGGAAUUCCUUUAUAAAAGGCUGCUUAGUUAUCAGGGAACUGAAGAGGAAGUCCCACCCAAAAGAAGAGGGAAGUUUGGGGCUAAUACCUGCUACAUGAGAAAAUUAAUAACUUUUUUCUUGGAGAGUGAGCUACAUAAACACGUCACGUACCUUGUAGACAGCCUGUGGGAUUGGGCAGGCAGUUUGCUGAAGGACUGGGAGUGCAUGACCACUCUUUUAUUGGAAACUGCUGAAGAAGAAGCACUGAGGGAUGCCCAGGAAAGCGCUCUCGUUGAAAUAAUCGUAAUGACCGUUCGAGAAGCUGCUGAAGGUCACCCUCCUGUGGGCAGAGGAGCGGCCAAAAAGAUCCUGUCAGCGAAAGAGAAGAAAAUACAAUUGGAAGAUUGUACCAAAAUUACUGAGCACUUUAUUGUGGUGCUUCCUCAGCUCUUGGCAAAGUAUUCAGCAGAUGCUGAAAAAGUGGCGAACCUCCUGCAAAUUCCCCAGUAUUAUGAUUUAGAUGUUUACAGUACUGGACGUCUGGAGAAGCACGUAGAUGCUUUGCUGAGAGUGGUGAAAGGCAUUGUAGCCAAACACUCUGACGUGGAUGUCCUCGAGGCUUGCUCCAGGAUGUAUUAUGUCCUCUGCAAUGAAGAUCUGGCCAUCCACAGGAGGGCGGAUCUUGCCAGAACUCAGCUGAUAGACGAAUUGGUGGACAAACUUAAUGAGCUGCUGGAUGAUUCUUGGCAUGAGGGAGAAGGUCUUUGCACAGAUGAAGAAGGAGUUUGCCGAAUAUAUUCCACUUUGAGAAGAAUAGCAGCUUUUCAUAAUGCUCACAAUCUCACCAAAUGGAAUCUCUAUGGGAAGACUUCAAAGCUGCUGGUUUUUGAGAUGGAGUAUGGGAGUUUACCUGUUCAGAUGAUCCUACCAGCUCUACAGUGCACGUACUUUGCUCUCUUAUGGCAGCUAGCUUCAGUUGUGGAGAGGUCAUCUUCCAAGGAGACUCUUUUGGCAUUGAACAGAGAGUUGAGAUUUUUCUGCCAGAUUUGUGCAUGCUACCUCAGCCAUAAAGAUAAAGAUUUAAGUGAAAAGGCCUUCAUGAUACUCUGUGAUUUACUGAUGAUUGUGAGUCACCAAUCUUCACGUGAAGAUGAAGCUGUAGGAGUCCUUCAGUAUCUUCCCAGCACAUCCCUUCAGUCAAAAAUGCUCUUGUUUAUCCAGGAUCAUGUUUUCACAGAGGAGAAAGAAGAAAUCAAAGACUUGACAGAAGAGGAGGAGAGGGAAAAGGAGAGCUACAAAUUGAAUGAUUUGCACAGGAGGCGGAGUCUUCUUGCAGUCUAUUGCAAGCUAAUUGUGUUUACCGUGGUGGAGAUGUCUGCGGCUGCUGAGAUCUAUAAGCACUAUAUGAAGACCUACAAUGAUUUUGGAGAUAUAAUUAAAGAAACCCUGAGCAGAACGAGGCAUAACAACAAAAUCCAGAGUGCCAGGACGUUGAUUCUCUGCCUGCAGCAGCUGUUUCAGAAACAUACAGAAACCCAUGGUAGUACCAACAGCAUGGAUUCUUCUUUCACGAACAUUAAAGAACUUGCUCGUCGCUUUUCACUGACAUUUGGCUGGGAUCAGGUGAAAUCCAGAGAAUCAGUAGCCAUGAUACACAAAGAAGGGAUUGAAUUUGCCUUUCAAGGAGCUGCUGGAGUGGAAGGGAAAUGCCUGCCUCCAAAUUUAAACUUUCUGUUAAUCAUCAGUGAAUUCUCCAAUAAGCUACUAAAGCCUGACAAAAGAUUAGUGUACAGUUACCUGCAGAGGUAUAUAACAGAGCCAGCAUCUUGCAGAGGAGAUGAAUGGCACCCGUUAGCGUGGUACAGGAACUCUUUGCUGGCAAAUGAAGAUGAAGAGAAUUCUGUUAUCAGCAGUUUAAGAGAAUGGUCACCCACAAGCAGAUCUAAGACAUCUUCUUUUAAAAGAAAACUGUCGAAUGGGUCCCUGCCUGAAACCAGCCACACUGAGACAACAAACAAGACUCCAGACUUCCUGUGCACUCCAGAACUCACUGCUGCAGCAGGAAAAAGCAGAAAGAAGUUAAAGUCUCAAGAUACAAGUCUCCAAGAAUGUCUGCCAUUCUUUGGUCCAGUGGGGCUAAGCAGAAGACAUAGUGAAGAUGUGAUCAAGGCAGAAGACUUCUCAGCAGAUGGUGGAGCAGAAGACGGAGCAGAAGAUGUAGGCGAAGAUGUGGAUGUUGUUGGCGCAGACCAGGUAUGUGAUGGGGUGUAUCAACCCUGCACAUGGCCAACAGGUGCUGACCAAUCACUGGAGACCGCACACCCUCACUCCUGUUACACAGGCUCCAGGUGGAGGGGACAGAUAAAAGGAGGCCGCACAGGUCAGUCGGGGCUGCCGGAAGAGAAGGAAGGACGUGUGCUGCUGGCUGCUGCAGAGGAACUGUUGACUCACCAGGCUCUUGGGACCGUGGACUCCGACUACGCUGCGGAUGACUAG
Molecule: messenger RNA, 4742 nt
Organism: Terrapene triunguis (Three-toed box turtle)
Lineage: Eukaryota; Metazoa; Chordata; Testudines; Emydidae
Product: cohesin subunit SA-2-like
Exons: 34
Coding region: 906-4742 (1278 amino acids)
Biological process (GO): sister chromatid cohesion
Cellular component (GO): nucleus; cohesin complex; chromatin
Molecular function (GO): chromatin binding
Source: RefSeq, a predicted model, not a curated record